AUACUUAACCAAUGCAGGUGUCACAAUAUCAGGGCUUCCAGGGCUUCCUAGUAAGGCGAAGCCCGGUUCAAGAUGGAGAACUUCAGGAGAGGCGUGGAGUUUGGGACGGCCUCCUUCCAGAGAUGCCACUCCAUGUCCUGUCAAAUGGCAGAGAGCACACAGAUCGAUCCGCACAAGCCGGGCGCCCGUCGCAAGGAUAAAUCGUCAUCACGGCGUCCGAAAUGCGAAGAGAUGGCGGUGAUCCCUGAGCAGGCGAUGGAGUUCCUUUCUCGGACAUGGAACCCCUCCUCCUCGGAUCUAUUCCAAAUACUCUCCCCCAGUUGUCUGGGAGCACCACCAGAAGGCCACCAGGAUCAAGGCGAGACGAAGGAAGAGAAAGACGAAGACAAAGACCUCGACGCGGUUCAAUUCGACGGAGGCAAAGGCCAAUUGUUCAAUCAGAUUCAGACAUGGAGAGUUCUAGCCAGUGGGAAGACUAGCUCCAAGAAGGGCAAGCAUGGACUCAACCAACCUACUUGGCUGAACGUCGGACAAAUGAGGUCGGUCCUGCGAAGCUAUUUCCUGGACAACGUCUCCGUCAGCGGUAGCCGGAGGCGCCGGCGCCGCGACGAGCUCCGUCUGCACUCGGCGCAGGCGCACGCGGCUGUGUCAGUGGCCCAGCUGGCCGCGGCAAUCGCCGGCGUCGUCUCUGCAUGCGAGCUGCGGAGGGGCGACGGAGACAGCAGCAAACUGGGCGCGGUGCUGGCCUCUGCGGCCGCGCUGGUGGCCACCGUCUGCGCGGAGGCCGCGGAGUCCGCCGGCGCUAACAAGCCGCGCGUGACCUCCGCCGUGAAGACCGGGCUCGAGAGCCGCUCCACAGGCGAGCUUCUCACGCUGACCGCCGCAGCCGCGACGUGCCUCAGGGGAGCCGCCGCGCUGAAGCUCAGGGCCGCAGAUGCCAGGGGAAUCAGCACCGGCGGCGGUGGUGCCAAUGGCAACGGUAACGGCAACGCCCACGCCAUGGCCAUGAGCAUCAGCGCCAGCAUCCAGAAAGGCAUCACCCUCAGGGUCUGCCUGCCAUGUGGGAAGGUGCGGGUGAGGACGGUGUCCGUCUUACCCCGGCGCGGCGGCGGCGGCGGCACGCUGGCGCUGAGGCUGGGGAAGAAGCGGCUGCGCGGCGCCUUCGUCACCUACGAAGACCACGAGGUCCUCGCGGUGUCGCCGGGCGGCGAGGCGGUGGUCGACGGCAGGAGGUGCUUCGCGGUGGCCCUCAGCACGUCGGCCGGGACAGUGCAGCUGCUGCUGGAGGACCAGACGCACUGCAAGAUCUGGAAGGCCGCCAUCGAAGGCAUGCUAUCCGAAGCGAGGCUCAAGCACGCAAAGUAAUUUGUAGAGUAUAUAUAUAUGUGGGUUCUGCAGUUGCCAAUGUAUAUGUAAAAAAAUUAAGAGUACGAUCAAUAAAAAUCUACACUCCUGAGUGAA
Lolium perenne is the source of this 1461-nucleotide messenger RNA. RefSeq lists its product as uncharacterized. Gene Ontology annotation, biological process: auxin-activated signaling pathway; phloem or xylem histogenesis; leaf vascular tissue pattern formation. The record is from RefSeq and is a predicted model, not a curated record. Lineage: Eukaryota; Viridiplantae; Streptophyta; Magnoliopsida; Poales; Poaceae.